AUCACUGCUUAAAAUGUGAUGCCAAUAGUAGUAAAACAGACCAUAAAAUUUACAAGACUUUAGAAGAUUUCAAAACAUUGCUGCAUUGGUGCUUUAUUAUGGCGCUACCGCCAGAAAUAGAAACGAGUACAGACACGAGGUCUGUUCUUCACAUAGUCGAGGAAAACUUUAUAAAACUUGGUUUGAAAACGUACGCGGAACGCAUGUUGUACGCUGGCGAGCAUACACUGCCCAAAGAGGAGUUGAUCGAACAUUUCAAGGCCACGAUACUUGAUGUGAACUCUGGGUACUGCGACAUCCCCGUGCGAGGCCUACUGCUGGUGUACGAUAGAUACUUUGUACAUGUCAUUGAGGGAUCUGAAGAUACCAUACACAGACACUUAAGGUUUCUGUUCAGUCAUGAAGUGAAGUGGAUAGAGAAAAACAAAGAGAAAGUUGAACACGCUGCAUAUAUUCAGCGCCUAGCUACGCCUGAAAAUAGUUCACAGGCGCAAGAAGAAACAGACUGGAAUAUGUUUAGAAGAUUAAAAUUGCUGAUGGUCUACCAUUCAAUAAAAACGUUGUUUUUCAAAGACUGGUAUGCGGUAAUGGCAGAUCCGCCGACGCUUAUCUCCAAAUUGGAGGUCAAUGGCCCACUGUCUGAACACAUGGAGCAGCUGCGUGUUUGCCUGGACAAGCUGCACCGGCUGGGUGAAAUCACACGGUAUCAUGAUAAGCUUACUCUCGAAGUACUAUUAGCAGCAGAUCCAAAGAUGGAAUCCCUGCCAGAAGUGGAUCUAUUAGAUUACCUUUUGGCAUCACCGCACCUACUAGAUCUUCGGGCUGUAGCCCGCAUGCAUCGUCGAGUCGAUCAUUACACGUUUUAUUUUGAAAAAGUUUGGCCUCUGCCGACCCAAUACACACCUCGUCUACUCUACAAGCUCAAAAUAGACGACACAUUUGUUGAACCGUUGCCAUUGAUGUCCUGGGAGAUUACCAAAGAGACUGUAGAAGAAGAAGAGAGAGAAGGAAUGAGCACUGCUAGUGAUUAAUUUCGUUUAUGCGUUCAAAUCUCAAAAUUUGUGCUCUUGUCGUGGUAAUC
Molecule: messenger RNA, 1081 nt
Organism: Aricia agestis (brown argus)
Lineage: Eukaryota; Metazoa; Arthropoda; Insecta; Lepidoptera; Lycaenidae
Product: testis-expressed protein 47-like
Exons: 6
Coding region: 99-1031 (310 amino acids)
Source: RefSeq, a predicted model, not a curated record